Messenger RNA from Chaetomium strumarium, 1190 nucleotides. Its product is annotated as nucleophile aminohydrolase. Gene Ontology annotation, biological process: ubiquitin-dependent protein catabolic process; proteasomal protein catabolic process. The transcript has 3 exons. Gene Ontology annotation, cellular component: nucleus; proteasome core complex, alpha-subunit complex; proteasome core complex. Lineage: Eukaryota; Fungi; Ascomycota; Sordariomycetes; Sordariales; Chaetomiaceae. Bases 153 to 1031 code for a protein of 292 amino acids. The record is from RefSeq and is a predicted model, not a curated record.
UCAUGCUGCUGCAGCUCGCAGACCCCAGACCAAACCGAACCGCGACUAUCACCACAUCCAUUCCACCUCCAACUCAGCACCAGUGCCUUUUGACGUCGAAAAUCUUGCACAUAGUUUUUCUAUAGUCCGCUUUUGCCAGAUCCACCACCACAAUGACGUCGAUAGGCACGGGCUACGACCUCGCCAACUCCAUCUUCUCCCCCGAUGGCCGCAAUUUCCAAGUCGAGUACGCCAUGAAGGCGGUCGAGAACGGCGGUACCUCGAUCGGCAUCCGGUGCAAGGACGGCGUAGUGCUGGCCGUCGAGAAGAUCGUCACAUCCAAGCUCCUUAAACCGGGCGCCAACAAGCGCAUCGCGACCGUCGACAGGCACCUGGGCGUUGUAUACUCGGGCAUGAUACCCGACGGCCGGCACUUCAUCGAGCGGGCGCGCGACGAAGCCCGCUCGUGGCGCGACACCUUCAAGACGCCCAUCUCGACGGCCGACCUAGCGUCGCGCAUGGGCGGCUACAUGCAGGUGUACACGCUGUACCAGUCGGUGCGGCCCUUCGGCAUCACAGCCAUCGUCGGCGGGUUUGACAGCACAGAAGAGGCGCCCGUCGACGGCGAGGUCGGCAGCGGGCCCAGCUGCGGGGCCGGCGGCAAGGUCGCGGGCAAGACGCACGGCGGGCCGUUCCUCUACAUGAUCGAGCCGUCGGGCUUGUACUGGGGCUACUACGGCGCGGCGACGGGCAAGGGCCGGCAGGCGGCCAAGGCGGAGCUGGAGAAGCUUGAUCUGGGCGGCCCCGGCGGCCCCUCGCUGACACUGGAGCAGGCUGUCAAGGAGGCGGCGCGGAUCAUCUACGUGGCGCACGACGACAGCAAGGAUAAGGAGUUUGAGCUCGAGAUGACGUGGAUUAGCGGGGCGGAUGGGCCGACCAAGGGGUUGCAUCAGGAGGUGCCCAAGGAGUUGAGGGAGGAGGCGGAGCGGUUGGCGAAGAAGGCGUUGGAAGACGACGAGGAUGAGGAACCGAAGGAGAAGAUGGAGGAGUAGAGGAAAGGCUUGGGCUUGGUUGGGGGUGGAAGGCGGGUGUGCAAACGGCGUUAUUGUACCAUACGGACGUGACGACUUGGGCUUUGCGGGUGGGAAGAUAGACUAAAUUUCCAUCUGGCACUGGGAUCUGUCAAUACGGAGGGAACUUGGUCAUGCCUC